GAUUUCUGAAAGAGAUACUUCUUGGGUUAGAAGGCAUCGGCGAGGAGCAAUGCCCGAUGAGAGAACUAUACAAGCAGAGAGGGUUACAACACUUGAAAGUGCAAUUAGGGGUUUUGCUGAAAGGAAAACUGCUUCAGUCAUUACACCAAAUCUAGGAUUGAGUUAUGAUUCGUUGACAGAAGCUUACGACUUUUACAACCUUUAUUCAUGGGAAUGUGGCUUUGGCAUACGUUACGGGAAGAGCAGAAUUAAUGUGAAAGGAGCGAGGUGUAUGAAGGAGUUUGUUUGCAGUUGUUCGGGGAAACCGAAUAAGGAGAAUAGCAGUUCAUGCAGAACAAAGUGUCGUGCAAUGGUGAGGCUACUACAAACUGAUGACGGGGGGUGGUAUAUAUAUGAGAACAAGACAGAGCACAAUCAUGAACAGCUUGAUACUUGUGCUUCUAAGCUACAUUUUCCUUCGCAUAGGCACAUAUAUAAGUACACUAGAGAAUUGGUGGCGCAUCUUAGGCAGAAUAAUGUUAAUCUUAGUAAGGUGUACAACAUCAUUGGAACCUAUUUUGGGAGGAUUGAGAACGUCCCAUUCACCAAAAGGUGCUUGCGUACACUGUGUGGGAAAAUUAGUAGAGAACAAGCUGAUGACGAUGUGCGUAAAACAAUAGAACUUUUCUCGGAGAUGAAAGAGAAAGAUAGUGAUUUUUCUUACGCAGUUCAAGUGGAUGAUGAAAGCAGGAUUAGGACAUUGUUGUGGUCUAAUGGAAGAAGUAAAUUGCAAUACCACUAUUUCGGAGAUGCAGUGACAUUUGACACUACUUACAAGACAAACAUGUACGACAUGCCAUUUGGGCUGUUUGUAGGUGUCAACAAUCAUUUCCAGAGCACUAUUUUUGUUGGCGUUCUUAUGAGGGACGAGCAGUCAGAAAUUUACGAAUGGGUUUUCCAUGAAUUUGUGAAGAUGAUGGGAGGAAAGGUUCCGGUCACUAUUCUAACUGACCAAGCAAGGGCGAUGGAGAUUGCUAUUGAGAAUGUUUGGCCAGAUACAACACACCGUUGGUGCAAGUGGCAUAUUCUUCGUAAGGCUAAAGAGAGUUUGGGUUUUCAUUAUACAAAGAAGAGUGACUUCCGAGCAGAAUUGCAUAGAUUGGUGAACCACAUGCUAACUAUCGGAGAGUUUGAGAAGGGGUGGGUGGAGAUUAUGAAGAAAUACAGUUUGCAGAGCAAUACAUUCCUUACACAAAUUUUUGAGGUGAGGCGGAAGUGGGCGAAGCCAUAUUUUUCUGGUAAAUUUUGUGCAAAAAUGACGAGCACACAAAGGAGUGAGAGCGCAAAUCACAUGCUUAAAAAUUAUGUUCCUCCAGCAUGCCCAAUGAAUCUUUUUGUGAAGCAGUAUGCAAAAGUACUAUUUGAUAGAGAGCAAGAAGAAGGUUUCCAAGAAAAAAGGACCAAAUUGGCAGGAGUAGUCCUAAAAGUUGACAUACCAAUUGAACGACAUGCAAGCACGGUGUAUACUCGGGCCAUGUUUGAGCUGUUUGCAAAAAAGUCUUUACUACUCUGGAUCUUAUUACAUCGAAGAAUUAGUUCCAAGGACUGAGUACCUGGCAACACAUGUGAAGGCGGAAUAGAGGAAGAAAUGGUACAAGAGUAGAUACAAGGUGGUUGUUUCGGAAUUCAGAGAUUUCUUCAGUUGUGAGUGUGGACUCUUUGAGCAUAUGGGGAUGAUUUGUUGCCAUGCACUAAAGGUGAUGAUAGUGUUGGGAUUGAAUGAGAUACCACGGAAGCACAUACUGAAAAGAUGGACAGUAGAUGCGCGUGAUAUCCUUCCAGAUCAUCUGAAGCACUAUCAAAAAGAUGUAGGCCUACCUGAUUGCACCACUUUCAGGCACAAUGCUAUGUACAUCUCGGCCCUGGAAUUGGUUAUGAUGGGUGAUAGCAAUCCAGAGGCUUUUGAUUAUGUCAUGAGCGGGCUGGCAGAAUUGAAGAAGGGAGCUUUGCCACUAAGUAAUCUAAAAGAUGGAAUGAGUCUAAUUGAUAAAAAGAAGGCAUGCAAGUCUUCUUCUAUUGGUAAAUCUGGUGGUUGGAAGGGUAGUCAGAAGCAAUAUAUUGAUGAUGAAGCUGCGUCAAGUGCUGGGAAAAUUGAAUGGAGAAAUGCAAAAGCAAGAACGAUAGGAGGGGAUGGGAAAUCAUCAGUCGAUGCUAAUGGGACCAUUCAAGCGAAUUCGGCAUCGUCAACUGUACAGGGGGAUGACCGAAGCACGGCUGAUUCAAAUAUUGUUGUAACUUCAAGAUCCAUGGAUACAGAAAGUGACAUGUCCCUGUUACCCCCUAAGAAGAAACCUAGGAUGAGAGGUCAUCCGACAACUGCAAGAGACAAGCCGAAUUACGAAAUAAAUGACAGGCGAUCGAGGUUUUGCACAAUUUGCCGUGGGAAGGGGCACAAGAGAACUACAUGCCCUCAAAUGGGCAACGAACCGCAGAAGCCGAGGAAGAUUCCGACAUGUACAAAUUGUGGCAUAGCCGGUCAUCGUAGGAAUACUUGUUCAAAAGUUUUGUACUCUACAUUCGAUGGGGUACCCUCUGUAGGAUGUAUCUGAAAUGAUUAUGAACUUGUAAUUGGAUCUUUUUAAAACAUUUGGACAAGUUUGUGUUGUAAAACUUA
This is a messenger RNA of Triticum aestivum (bread wheat), 2653 nucleotides long. Its product is annotated as protein FAR1-RELATED SEQUENCE 5-like. NCBI's taxonomy places the organism in Eukaryota, Viridiplantae, Streptophyta, Magnoliopsida, Poales, Poaceae. Gene Ontology annotation, biological process: regulation of DNA-templated transcription. Bases 50 to 1588 code for a protein of 512 amino acids. The transcript is spliced from 6 exons. The record is from RefSeq and is a predicted model, not a curated record.